UCUGCCAUUUUUACGAACGUGUGCUUGCGAGAAGGCAGACUAAAAUGGGGGCGGAUACACCAACUCACCGUCUAUCGAAAGUCGAACAACAGCGUCGAACAGCUUUUUCUUCUAUGCGAAAGGAUGAUAUGCAGUGUGCCGGAUGCAAAGCGGCAAGCGACGGCGAAGAGAGCGAAAAGGGCCGUCUAUAUAAAAAGCAUUUUGUGCAUAUGAUGUGUUGAAACCCGGUCUAUGCAUGGUCUUUUGCGUCGUGCCAAAAUUGGCAGUGCGCGCACGAAUCACACCACACACACAGCAGCGCUGCCCGCUUGCCGCGGUGCAUUGUCCAAUAGGACAUAUGCAGGUCACAUCGAUUGGAUCCACGAUUCAUCAUAUCAGAUCUGAUAAAGAGCCACCGGCAUCCGUCAUAUUGCACGUAACAUUCGGUCCAGAACGCCAGCAGGCACCAGUAGUUUCGAAAAUUUGCAUGCCUUCUCGUGAAAAUUUGAAUGCCUUGUUGUCCUUCCAAGUGAGAUAUCGUCUAAUCUGCUCCUUUACUGCAAUUCGCAGCUGCCAAGCGCUCGAGCGGAGCAGCAAGCACAUCUCUCUGUCUUGGCACCUCGAUCGCUGCUACCAAUGCCUGCCCUUUGAUGAUCCACCGAUGACGGUAGAUCAUAUACAUCAGGCAUCGGGUAUCAUCGGACACGCCAUUGGCCAUCGUUUAGCGUCUGGUGUCCUUGCACAUCUGAAAAUCGCAUUCACUGCAUCUCUUCUCAGAUCAGUUUCACAGAUGGAGCGUUGAAGCAUUACCUGGCUAACUAGCGCACAGCUCCCACGGGACUGCAUAUCAAUCGCACGUAGAUUCCGCGAUCUGAAUGAACAACUGCGAAAAUCACGUGUCGCAAAGCAAGUGC
Molecule: messenger RNA, 893 nt
Organism: Tilletiaria anomala UBC 951
Lineage: Eukaryota; Fungi; Basidiomycota; Exobasidiomycetes; Georgefischeriales; Tilletiariaceae
Exons: 1
Coding region: 236-781 (181 amino acids)
Source: RefSeq, a predicted model, not a curated record